CAAAGCUUCAAAAACUCUCAACUUUCAGAUAACCUCUCUUCUCAACAACAUGCCUUCUGAAUUCAGUGAAUCUCGUCGGGUUCCUAAGAUUCCCCACGGCCAAGGAGGAUCUGUUGCGAUUCCGACGGAUCAACAAGAGCAGCUUUCUUGUCCUCGCUGUGAAUCAACCAACACCAAGUUCUGUUACUACAACAACUACAACUUCUCACAACCUCGUCAUUUCUGCAAGUCUUGUCGCCGUUACUGGACUCAUGGAGGUACUCUCCGUGACAUUCCCGUCGGUGGUGUUUCCCGUAAAAGCUCAAAACGUUCCCGGACUUAUUCCUCUGCCGCUACCACCUCCGUUGUCGGAAGCCGGAACUUUCCCUUACAAGCUACGCCUGUUCUUUUCCCUCAGUCGUCUUCCAACGGCGGUAUCACGACGGCGAAGGGAAGUGCUUCGUCGUUCUAUGGCGGUUUCAGCUCUUUGAUCAACUACAACGCCGCCGUGAGCAGAAAUGGGCCUGGUGGCGGGUUUAAUGGGCCAGAUGCUUUUGGUCUUGGGCUUGGUCACGGGUCGUAUUAUGAGGACGUCAGAUAUGGGCAAGGAAUAACGGUCUGGCCGUUUUCAAGUGGCGCUACUGAUGCUGCAACUACUACAAGCCACAUUGCUCAAAUACCCGCCACGUGGCAGUUUGAAGGUCAAGAGAGCAAAGUCGGGUUCGUGUCUGGAGACUACGUAGCGUGAUAGAGACUAUCGGAUCAGCUUCUACUUCAUCGGAGGGUUUCAAUCUAUCUUCUUCUUCUUUUAGCUUCUCUACCCUAACUUUCAGUUUUAGUUGAUCUGGUUCUUAUUUAGUUAGGUUACUUGUGAACGAAACUUCAAAUCAGAGAAACGUUUGUUUGUUUGUUUGUUUU
Arabidopsis thaliana (thale cress) is the source of this 897-nucleotide messenger RNA. Its product is annotated as Dof-type zinc finger DNA-binding family protein. The record is from RefSeq and is marked reviewed. Lineage: Eukaryota; Viridiplantae; Streptophyta; Magnoliopsida; Brassicales; Brassicaceae. The transcript has a single exon. Gene Ontology annotation, biological process: regulation of DNA-templated transcription. Gene Ontology annotation, molecular function: DNA-binding transcription factor activity; DNA binding. Bases 50 to 727 code for a protein of 225 amino acids. Gene Ontology annotation, cellular component: nucleus.